Vitrella brassicaformis is the source of this 2025-nucleotide messenger RNA. The record is from the annotation of a GenBank genome assembly. Lineage: Eukaryota; Vitrellaceae.
GCGUCACGUCAUUUGGUAUAUGCACGUACGUGUACGUACGUCUCUAUCUUCCGAUCAUUGAUGUCCAGCCGCCAGUAGAGCCUGCUCCAUCGCCAGCAGCCUUAAACGUAAAACAAACGGGGACAUCCAUGCCUGUCUGUCUGUCUGUCUGUCUGUCUGUCUGUCUCCCUGUUGGAUCCGAUCCCCACCCACCUCCUGGCGUGUUCACUGUUGGCGAGCUUGUGGUAGUUAUGCGGUCCGCGGGGCUUCGGCUGCUGCGUCUUGGCUGGUUUCUGGGGCGGCCGGUGCUGCUUUGCCAUGUGGAAAUCGGUGUGAUACUCGAUGUUGUGAGGCUCGUGGAGUAUCCAAUCCUCCAAUGGCUGUGAAUAGUGGUCUGUGACGACCAUGAGUCUCUUUGUCUGAGUGAUGGCUGAGUCCUUGAUCUGCUGCACAAGCAUCGCCAUAUGGCGCCACUGUUUCUGGAUGACGUGCUCUCGGCUGGUCGAUGGCAGCACGGGAUUCACUUGCCCCACAACACAAUUCACCAACUUGAUCUGAAACGACCACAACACAACACAACACAACACAACAAGCAGGCAGGCAGGCAUGCAGGCAGGCAAGGCAGGCAGGCAGGAGAGAACGAUCUUCAUGUCCCCCAUCGGCUGGCUGCAAUCAAUCGAUGACCUGGACCAUAUCGGUUGUAUUGCUGCCCCGUUCAACGACAUACCGGCCUGUGUGCAGAGACACGACACAAAUGCAGGGACACGUUGCACUGCACUACCCGACACUUCACUUCCUUCCCUUGCUUGGUGCUGUGUGUGCUGCGUGCCUGAUGAUAUUCUGGUGAUGUCCUUGAUGUAAUGUGAGAGGAGGAGAGGUCGGCGUGAGAAGACUGCCGCCAGGGCCACUUCCACCUCGUCCAGCAGGUCCACAGGCACAUACUUGUACACAGGGGCUCUCCUAGAGGCGCUACCAUCCGUCUCCUGCGGAUCCACGGGCUGGAUGCCCGGCAGACACCUGCUCACAUGCACCCUCAACGAUGGACUCUUGCCCUCCGACCCUCGGCUCUUCCCCGGCUGUCUCUCCAGGGGGAGUGCCAUCUCAACUGACAGACAGCAGACAACACGCAUACUUACGCAGCAUGAAUGACGAGGUACUGGGACGCGUUGUAGACCCGCAGGAACAUAGAUGUCUCACCUGGUUGUUCUGGCACACACGAUUGGAGGAUCGCUGUGUACUGGUCGAGUGUCUGUCGUGCAUCACCGCCCGCCGCAAUAUCGCAGCCGCCCCCCCAGACAACGUCAAACAGCAUCGCCGGUGCGGCAAGCGUGACCGUGAUCUUAAUGUCGGUGGAGCCGCCAUCAUCCUCCUUCCCCACCUCCCCCUCGCGGAAGAGGGGCACGAUGACGUCCACACGUGGGGAGAGAUCUCCGGUGCCAGACCAACGUAGUCCUGCACAGAGGCCGACCCUAAUGAUUGCCGCUUGGACGACUACCUACCUACCUACCUACCUGCGCAUUCCACCUCAUAGUCCAGCACACGAUCCAGGCCCUCCACACCAGUCACACACAAGCGCACGUGAGGCACCUGCACAGAGGAAGCAGGGCGGGGCGUGUGGGGUCGUAAUGGACGUCUCAUGCAUCUCUCGUGCAGCUGGGGCGGCACCUUUGCAAAAGCAAAAGCUCGUGCCAGGUCGGCAAAAGUCUCCCCCUCGAGCUGCCCCAGUGGGCACUGGCCUGCGAGUAAUGGACAGACACACACAGCGCAUCGACAGCGAACAAACCGAGGGAGGGAUGUGUUGUCGCCCACAUGUCACUCGUUCCGUCCGCUCGGCACAUGUCGGUGAGCGAGUGACAUCACAGGCGGUGAAUGGAGCCCAAAGCGUCGAAAGGAGGGAUGCCAUCUCCGCCUUGAGUCUGCGUGCCCCACAGUCUCAGCCCCCAGUCUCAGCCCACUUGCGGUGAGGAUGUGGCAAGCUAGCCAUUUGAAUCAAUUUCCACGCCCUACUACAGUACCCAUUCAUCCACCCGAAUGCAAUCAGUCCCU